GGCUUUUGUAGCGGAGGGGAAUGUUUUGGAACUCACACGGGGCGACGGUGGGGAGGAGGCAGGGGAGCCCCGACCGUGGGGAAGACUGACGCGGCGCACCUGUGGGGCCGGGGUGGGGGGGAGAGCUGCCUGCCGGAGACCCCGCCAUAAACGAGCCGGACGGCUUGACGAGGGGUCCGAAACAGCGACAAGAUUUUUUCCCUUUUGCAUUUGACGGCUCAACGAACGGGCCACCAUGCCAACUGUUGUGGUCAUGGACGUGUCCCUCUCCAUGACCCGGCCAGUCUCCAUUGAAGGCUCUGAAGAAUAUCAGCGGAAGCAUUUAGCGGCCCAUGGUCUGACGAUGCUUUUUGAGCACAUGGCGACCAACUACAAAUUGGAGUUUACCGCCUUGAUUGUGUUUUCAUCUCUCUGGGAGCUGAUGGUUCCCUUCACAAGAGACUACAAUACUCUCCAGGAAGCCCUGAGUAAUAUAGACGAUUACGACAAAACGUGUUUGGAGUCAGCGCUGCUGGGGGUUUGCAGCAUCGUGCAGCAGGAGUGGGGCGCAGCCAUUCCUUGCCAGGUUGUCCUGGUCACCGAUGGCAGCUUGGGCAUUGGGAAGGGCUCCCUCCGCCACUCUCUGUCCACGCUCAGCCAGCGGAGCGAAAGCAACCGGUUUCCACUGCCUUUUCCCUUUCCAUCCAAGCUUUACGUCAUGUGCAUGGCGAACCUCGAAGAGCUCCAAAGCUCCGAUUCUCUAGACUGCCUUGAACGGCUCAUUGACUUAAAUAAUGGAGAAGGACAGAUUUUUACCAUCGAUGGGCCCCUUUGCUUGAAAAACGUACAGUCAAUGUUUGGAAAGCUAAUAGAUGUGGCGUACACACCCUUCCACGCUGUGUUGAAAUGCGGCCACUUGUCUUCAGAUGUGCAAGCUUUUCCCAGGCCGGAGCCAUUCGUUAUAGAUGAAGAAAUCGAUCCCAUCCCUAAAACAAUUAACACAGAUCUGGAGAUCGUUGGCUUUAUUGACAUAGCAGAUAUCGCCAGCCCGCCGGUCCUGUCCAGACACCUGGUGUUGCCUAUCGCGCUUAACAAAGAAGGAGAUGAAAUGGGCCCGGGCAUCGUCGAGGAUGUUGAAGAUGAGAAUUCAGCCAAUCAAAUUGCAGGAAAGAUCCCCAACUUCUGCGUGCUCCUUCAUGGGAGCCUGAAAGUGGAAGGAAUGGUGGCUGUUGUUCAGUUGGGACCUGAAUGGUAUGGAAUGCUCUAUUCUCAAGCCGACAGCAAGAAGAAGUCCAACUUAAUGAUGUCUCUCUUUGAGCCAGGACCAGAGCCACUUCCUUGGCUGGGCAAGAUGGCCCAGCUUGGUCCCAUCUCAGAUGCGAAGGAGAACCCAUACGGGGAAGAUGACAACAAAAGCCCCUUCCCUUUGCAGCCCAAGAACAAACGAAGCUACGCUCAGAACGUCACCGUGUGGAUUAAACCGAACGGCCUGCAGACUGACGUACAGAAGAUACUCAGGAACGCAAGAAAACUCCCCGAGAAAACACUGACCUUCUAUAAGGAACUCAACAGGCUGCGCAAGGCCGCCUUGGCCUUCGGGUUUUUGGACCUGCUGAAAGGAGUGGCGGCUAUCCUGGAGAGAGAGUGCACCCUGCUGCCUGACACGGCGCACCCUGACGCGGCCUUCCAGCUCACCCACGCAGCCCAGCAGCUCAAAAUGGCGAGCUCCGGGUCUUCCGAGUAUGCUACUUACGACCACAACAUCACACCGUUGCAAACGGACUUCUCUAGCAGUGGGACGGAGCGAAUGUGAGCAGCUCCGAGGCAGAGACUCUGUGGAGGAUUCACCUUCUCUAACAAGGGUGUCAGACUCAAUUGCAUUACAUCAGGGUUGUGGUCGACCUUGGGUGUGUGUGUGUGUGUGUGUGGCAACUGGGUGGGUGUGGCCAACUGGGAGGGCGUGGCCAGCUUGACUCCACUCACUGGGCAUGGCCAACUGAGUGGACAACUAGGAUGGUCACUGGGAUGGCCAACUGGGAGGGCAUGGCCAGUUAGACUCUACUCACUGGGCAUGGCCAACUGGGUAGCCAACUAGGAUGGCCAACUGGGAAGGCGUGGCCAACUUCACUCCACUCACUGGGCAUGGCCAACUGGGUGGCCAACUAGGAUGGUCACUGGGAUGGCCAACUGGGAGGGCGUGGCCAGUUAGACUCCACUCACUGGGCAUGGUCAACUGGGUAGCCAACUAGGAUGGCCAACUGGGAAGGCGUGGCCAGCUUCACUCCACUCACUGGGCAUGGCGAACUGGGUGGCCAACUAGGAUGGUCACUGGGGGAUGGCCAACUGGGAGGGCGUGGCCAGUUAGACUCCACUCACUGAGCAUGGCCAACUGGGUAGCCAACUAGGAUGACCACUGGGUUGGCUAACUAGGAUGGCCAACGGAGAAGGCAUGGCCAGUUUGACUCCACUCACUGGGCAUGGCCAACUAGGAUGGUCACUGGGAUGGCAACUGGGUGGGCGUGGCCAGCUUGACACCACUCUCCAAACUGUUGGCAUGUUUCCUCUUUGCAUUGGGUAGACUGGACCAAAGCGACGUGAGCCGGCCUCUUACAUUUUCCAAGACAGCCCCAUGAGCCGGAUCUGACCACAUUGCUGGCCGGAUGUGGCCCGUGGGCCUUGUGUUUGACACCCCUGUUCUAUGAAAUGUCGAGACUGCUUUCCUCACCCAGAUUGGACUUUUAUUAAACUUAACUCCAUUUG
Molecule: messenger RNA, 2739 nt
Organism: Notechis scutatus (mainland tiger snake)
Lineage: Eukaryota; Metazoa; Chordata; Lepidosauria; Squamata; Elapidae
Gene: INTS14
Product: integrator complex subunit 14
Biological process (GO): snRNA 3'-end processing
Cellular component (GO): integrator complex
Source: RefSeq, a predicted model, not a curated record